This is a messenger RNA of Daucus carota subsp. sativus, 2385 nucleotides long. Its product is annotated as chromatin remodeling protein EBS-like. The transcript is spliced from 5 exons. The coding region runs from base 1480 to 2061 and encodes 193 amino acids. Gene Ontology annotation, molecular function: chromatin binding. The record is from RefSeq and is a predicted model, not a curated record. Lineage: Eukaryota; Viridiplantae; Streptophyta; Magnoliopsida; Apiales; Apiaceae.
UGUUACUGCAUUAUUAUAUACUAAUACAAAUUUGAGAGGAGAAUUCAUUUAAAAAUAGUUACCACAUAAUGUAUUAUUAUGUCUUAGAUUAUUAGUACUCAUACUAUGAAUAUGCUACAUGUAGGACAUGUUGCUUCUUGAUUUAUGAACCGGAACCAAUGAGACUAGAACUGUACAACAUUUGAGGAUUAAAGAUGGAUUCGUUUAUUAUCCUAUUUCUUUUCUAGCUGCUUUUACAUGUCAAAAAAAGCUAAAACCAUAAAGAUGAGAUAUCUUACAUGAAAUACAAUGCUUAAAUUUCUAAUACAGAUUAUUUAAAAAAUAUGCAAUUGGGAGCCCCUGAUGCAGGGGGGCAUGAUGCAGGACAAUUGAAUAUGAAAAUACGAGAAAAGUUCUUACUUUACUAGUGAGUUUUGAGUUGAAUUAAGCUCAAAUCACCUUACAGUGACAUAAAUAAAAAUCAAAAUAAAUUUUAGAUUAUGAAUAUUAUUAUAGUUAAUCAAACAUGUAUGACUGACAUAUAAGAAAAUUCGAUAUUGAACUGUUGCUAAUUACAGAACAAGAUGGACUGUUGCUAAUUACAUCUUAGCAUAGCUCUAGAUUUUCUUUACAUAUAUUGUAUAAAAUCAUCAGUCCAUGUUCUUUAUAGGAAAAAUAUAACCAAAACAAACCAUUAUAAUACAUUAUUUUGAAAGAUAUAUAAAUAUCAAUUGUUUAAAUACUUGUAAGAAUAUUUUAAUAUAUUUUACAUUAAAUUUAUUGAAAUUCUAAACUUGCUUCAUCAUCUUGAAAUAGUCAUCCAAAUCAGUAGUUUGUGAUUUAACCUACUUUUACAUUCAUAAUUCUUUGUCAAGGGAAUGUACCUCGCUUCCUUUAGAAUAUACAACAAUCUGGGUUGUUAAAAUGUUGUAAUUUUUUUCUUUGUGUGGUGUCUUAAGUGGAACUUUUCAUUGACAGGAAUGCAUGUUCAUAAAUAUUUUGACUACAAAAUAAUAGUGCAUUGGAAGAAAUAAAUAUUUUAGUUAUACUCUUCAAAAUACUAUAGACACCAUAUAUGAGAUUCAACAUAUUGAAUCAAGGUUAAUGUGUAAAUCCCCAAGCCAAAAAUCAGAAUCAAAUCUUUAUUUCUAAUUUUCUAUAUCUACAUUAUUAUUUUUCUUUCCGUGACAUUUACAAAGUUUACUAAAAUGGUAUUCAAAUUAUUACUUUGAAAUCUUUGUUUUUUCUUUAAGAACAAGAUUUUCAUAUUUUCGCUCUUUAUUUCUUGAACUAGCUUUUUAGUUGUGAAAUUAUAAAUGCGUGUGUUCUGCUUUUUAGUUUUAUUUUCCAUUUACUUACCCCAAAAAUCCAAGGGUUUUCAGAACACUCUAGAACUCACCUAGACUCUCGAUUCCUCUUGCGGAGUAAACAUACUCCAUCUUCACGCCUUUAUCAAUAUUUUGAGUUGCUCGAUAGACAAUUCAUUUAAUUUGAAGACUGAUGGCGAAUCUCUCAAUGUCAAAUACUAGAAAGCGGACACGGGAAGCAGAUUUUUACGAAAUCAGGGGAACCGGUGAAAUUGUUAGGGCUGGAGACUGCGUACUCAUGAGAGCAUCUAAACCUGAUGCGCCACCGUACGUCGCUCGUGUGGAAAAUUUAGAAACUGAUAGAAAAGGUAGAGUUAGUGUUCGUGUGAGAUGGUACUACAGGCCAGAGGAGGCGAGUUGUGGGAGACAACCAUUUCAUGGAGCCAAGGAAUUGCUUUUGUCAGAUCACUAUGACAAUCAGAGUGCCAAGACAAUUGAAGGAAAGUGCAUUGUGCACCCUUUUAAGGAAUACACAAAGCUAGAAGAUGUUGGAGCUGAGGAUUACUACUCUCGCUUCGAGUACAACGCUAGUACUAAAGAAAUCACACCCGAUCGUAUUUCAGUAUACUGCAAGUGCGAAAUGCCUUACAAUCCAGAUGAUUUGAUGAUACAGUGUGAUGGUUGCAAAGACUGGUUCCAUCCAGUCUGUGUGAAAAUGACUACUGCACAAAUAAAGCAGUUAAGUAACUAUCGGUGUGAUCAAUGUUCUUCUUAACAUUGUGAAGUACUCCUGGCUAGGUUGCCUGCAAAUGCCAAAGACAAGACUGUUGUUCAAUUGCUAUGGUCCAAGUGGCGGGGAAAAAGCAGCUGGUUUUUAUUACAUUUUGUUUUAUUAACUGAAUUACUGUAAUAAUGCACUAUUUUUAGCUGCUUAGGGCCUUAGGUUGGUGUUCUUCAGCAAUUACCUGACUUUGUUAUGUUAAAAGCUAUCAAUUGUGUAAGUGUUUUAUUUAGAUGGUGAGUGUUGAUGGCAAGCAGUACUUUGUGCAAAGAAAGACUCGGGGAGUUUAAUUUGGAAUUGUAGAAAUUUUAUCGGGCA